Messenger RNA from Anopheles bellator, 5517 nucleotides. RefSeq lists its product as uncharacterized. Gene Ontology annotation, cellular component: spindle. The transcript is spliced from 11 exons. Lineage: Eukaryota; Metazoa; Arthropoda; Insecta; Diptera; Culicidae. The coding region runs from base 1 to 5517 and encodes 1838 amino acids. The record is from RefSeq and is a predicted model, not a curated record. Gene Ontology annotation, biological process: regulation of establishment of bipolar cell polarity; establishment of mitotic spindle orientation; signal transduction. Gene Ontology annotation, molecular function: protein binding.
AUGGAUAGUGGCAGCAGCAGGUCCCUGAAGCAAAGUGCCAAAUGUGACAAUCGUGACUGGAGCGAAGCAUCGUUCUACAGACGGAACGGCGGCAACGGAAUCACCUCGGACGGUUGCUACUCGAACGCGGUGUUUAACGACAGCAGCGAAACGUUCGACGAGGACGGCGACUCAGAAACUUCUCCUCCGAGGAUGGUGAGCAGAGUAAGGGCACCGGGAGCGGUGGCUGCGAAGGAGGCCCUAGCGGCACCGCCAACAUCCUCCAGCUUCCGGCGGAGUCACUCGGUGCGUUCAUCGUUUAAUUCACUGCGGAGUUUGCGGACGCGCCUCAAGCAGGGCCCACCCGGUGGCGGUUCCGGCAGCAAGGUUCGCACCGCGGCCUACACCCACCUGCCCGCGGUGGGCGAUCUACUGGUUCGACCCACGGCCAGCGCCAGGGAGCAGCAUUUCAUUCGCACCACCGCCACCACCACCACCACCGACGAUGUGCGCCAAAGUUUGCGCAACAAGCUGCACAAAUUAAAACUGACCUACGCCGAGCUCCGCCGGUUGCAGGCGAAGGUCCUGCAGGAGAAGCCCCAGGGCGAUUCCCUGGCGAAGGACGUCGGUCCCACAGCACUUCCGGCCAACGUACCACCGAAGGCGGCCGCCCUGCUGGUGGAAGGAUUCGGGCCCAGGAUCGGUAUCUCGUCGACCGAAAGCUCGCUGAAAGUUCACCGAAGACCUCCGCCGCAUCCGGAGCAGGGACUCGUCACGACGCUUGCUCCGACGGCAGAAGAACGGCACCCGCUGCAGUUCGAGCGAAGGGCGUCGGACCGGGAAGAACUGGCGCCAGCGAAGCUUACGGUCGUCCGGAAGCAACGGCCAGCGGAAGCGGCGGUGCAGUCCGAGCAACGCGUUGACGAGCGAGCGGAUCACGAAAGUCACCCGCAGCCGGCAGCGCUCAGUGUCGCAAGGACGGCCACCAUACGGAAGGGUUCCGUUUGGGCAAACAACAGCAGCAAAAUCAACCUGCCGGAUCUGGUGACUCGGUCACUUUCGAACCUGGAGCUACCGAGCUGCCGGCUGCCGUGUCCUAGUAUAGUGCGACCCAGUUCCGGGUCUUCGUCGGCGCAGCCCAAAUCAACGUCCAGCUCGACCGACUCGCUGUCCACGGUCGAGGCACCGACGGUGCUCUCUACCCACCAGUCGGUGCUCUCGCUGCCCGCCCAGUCGGCCACCACCGGCAGUGCCGUCUCGCUGACGUACGAAGAUGAGGUCCGGUCACCGUCCGCGCGCAAGAAAGGAAUCAGCUCCCUGUUGGGGUCCUUGCCGUCGAUAACGUUGGCCCUGACACGCAUCUCGAGCGCCAGCUCGCCGAACCUGUCGAGCGCUCAGACCAGCCGAAGCAGCACCACCAGCAGCCAAAGAAUGGAGUAUUUGCUGCCCCAUCAGCAGCAUCCGCCGAGCGCGGCCACCUCGCAACCCUCGGUGGUGGUCGGUGGCCACGGCGGCAGCGGCAAGAUGGUGGUGGCCACGUCGCCAACAAAACGGCAGCUCUCACCAAAGAUUCUCAAAAAAACGCGCCACCUUUCGACCAGCUCGGCUGACGAGGUGGACGCAAAGGGCACGAAGGUGUCCGGGGCCACCAACGGGGAAGCGGAGCGGAAUGCCAGGAAUGCGCAGCACCUGCUGCUCCUGCGCUCGAACCGGCUCACCGUGAGCGACAAUCACAACCUCAGCGGAACCGGAACCACCACGACAUCCGUCGACGUCCUGGCGGUCCACAACGCCCAGAGUGUGUCGCCACUGCCUUCGACCCACCAGCAGCCCCAUCAGGCCAACAUUCCGCCGUCGUACUGGAAGCAGAAGAAGCUGCCGACGAAGAAGCAACACAAGCAGCUCCAGGCGCAGCUCGACAAGCUGACACAAAUCAACAUCCAUUUGCAUGCCCUGUUCUCCGCCGUCGAGCAUGGCCACCUGGAGAAGGCCCGCACGAUCCUGGAAAGCACUGACGUCGACGUUAACAGUCUCAACAGCGACGGACUCACGCCGCUCGAUGUGGCCGUGCUCAGCAAUAACCGAUCGAUGACCAAAAUGCUGCUCCAGCAGGGAGCCAUCGAGAACGCCCAUUCCGUGCAAGCGGCCAACAGCAACAUGGGACUGCAUCUGAACAAUCUGCUGUGCGAAGCGGAAACGACCGUGCACGAGCUCGGGAACUUUGACAGCAAUCAAUCGAGCGGCGGCACAGGCGGCGAUCGAACCGGCUCCGGGACCAAUGCCGGCAAGACGACCUUCUCCAACAUCAUCGGAAGCGGAGGCACAUCGGUGACGAGCUGCACCGGAAGCGAAAUCGACAAACAGGUCGGCCUCUGGGAGCGACGCGUCAAAGGGCUGCGACGGAUGAUACUCGGCUGGGAGCAGACGAAACCGCCCGACGUACCGAACCGCAUCGACAUCGACGUAACGGGCUGUAGUGCGGUCAGCUUGCGGAUGUACGAACCGCUCGAAGGUGCCAUAACGACCAAAUUUAAAGUGCAAUGGUCAUCCCGGUCGGACUUCAGCAACGUCGUCGGCGAACGGGAAAUUAGCGAGUGGUGCAGUUUUCACGGCUGCAUGGGAGCGGUCUGCAAUCUGAACGAACUGAUCCAGGGCCGGCGGUACUUUUUCCGGGCGUGCGCCGGCAACGUCAAGGGCUGGGGACCGUACAAACUAUCCGUCCCGAACUGUGUCGUCCCGUCAAGUUGGCGCGAUGUCGAGGGACGAGACAACCGGUUCGCCGGCAAGCAGCGCCAUCUGGACGAGCUGUUCAACGCGGUGCGGCUGGCGCGGCCCGAGGACGCGUCCGAGAUCGCACCCGACGGUGGCCAGCCGCAGAAGCGGGCGACGAAGAAGAAAACCACCAUCAAGCAGCUCUUCUCGGCCGCCUCCAAGUUUCAGAAGAAUCUCAAACGCGGUAUCUACUUGGCGUGCGUCCUGUACCACGAGGAUAAACUUUUGCUCACCAACGAAGACUUUGUGCCGGUAAUUGAAAUUGAUGAAACAUUCACCAGCAACCUGCACACGGAUUUCUACUGGCUGAUGAAGGUGGCGUGCACUUGGGAUGACGCAAAGCUGCUCCGGCUGGACAUGGAACGGAACGCUUCCUCGGCCAUACACUUCCGCACCAAGCUGCUGUCGGCCGCGUGUCAGAUGCAGUCCGCCCUCUCCAUCACCGAUCUUGGGCAGCUGUUCUAUCGGCCAUUGCGAGACGUGCACGGGACCGUGGUCCUGUCGUGCGUUAACUGUAUUAAGAGCCCCAAAGCGGUGUCCGUGCUCAACUCCCGCUGGAUACCGUUUAACAAGAUUCACAAGAAACUGGCACUGUCGACGGAGGACAGCAGCAUCAACGAGAUUCUCAUGAACUCCAUCCAGGAGCAGAUCAACUAUCAUCAGGUGUCCAACAUUCGCUUAUCACGCGGCCUGUACGUGAGCUAUCUAAAGAUGCAGAGCUCGGUCGACGUAAUCCAGGUGGUGGUCCCAGUGAAGGCGCCCAACGUGUUGCCCCACUGCAAAAUACGUGACAAUCCGCAUAUAUCCGCCGAGGAGUGGGAGCUGAUCAAACAGCACAAACCUUCUAGCAUACUGGAGUUCCGACCAAAGCACCAAGGACCGACCGAGGUGCAGCUGCACUUUCUCGAGCUGCUCACGAAAGCGGUACACAACCUGUUCCAGUACAUGGACAUUCCGACGGACGUAGCGGUCGCACAUCGGCUCUAUGACGUGGAGGUGAUCGAGCUGAACAGUGACGUCAGUUUUCUGAUCAUUUGCCCACCGGCGGAAAGUAGCUGUGCCGUACCGGGCCAGAAAGAGAGCCUGCUGCAGCGCGGUGACCUCUUCUCGAUGCCGAUCCAGGCGUUCGAGAUGAUCCACCUCAAAACGUACCAGAGCAACAUCAUCCAGAAGUACUCGCGGCUUUCCUGCAUCCUCGAGCUGGACACGAUGCUGGCGAACCACUUGCAUCGCGAAGCGUUCAGCAGUUCUGAGCUGCAGAAGGCCAAGGAUCGACUCGCGAAGCUGCAGGAGCUUUCGGGGGGCCUAAAUUCGAUCUGGAAGGGUGUCCGGUGGCUGAUGGAUGUGAUCGGUUAUGCGCGUGACCGAGCCAACAUGCCGGAGCUGAACAUGAAGCAAAUCCUAGACUACAAGAGUACCUACUUCGGUAAGCUGCCCAGGACCGGCGAGAAGAAGAAGGGGGGCAGCGAAACGCAGCUCCUGCACCCGCCCGCUGGCGGUGGAGCAAACAGUUUCCACAAGAGCAGCCCCGGGCGCGGUUCGUGGCCGGGUCCGGCCGUUGAGUGCAGUCUCGGACACAAUGGUCUGCUCGAUGCGGAACACUCCAAGUCCGAGCAGUUGCUCAAGUACACUAGCGCCCGGUUCCUGAACGUCAGCCAGAACAACUCACGCAAGAAUAGCGCCGAUUCGAACUCGGGUGGGACCAACAGUAGCUACUACUCGGUGAUGGGCGUAGAACCGGAGAAGGAGUUUGUCGUGCCGCGACUGCCACCGUCCCGCUCCGAGGAUACGCUCAACAGUUCUCACUGUUCGUCAGAUGGCACCGGGAAGAUGGCGGUUGGUGUAAGUGGGGCCGGUGGCAAAAAACGGCCACCAACCAUUUACUCGAGCUACUCGGCCACUUCCAGCCCGCUCCUGAACGUACGCUCACCAUUCUUGGUGCCGAUGACCGUUCCGGCAACCACGGGGACGGUAACUGUGCCGGUCAACCAACAGGAGGAUGUCGAAAACACCAACAAACAACCGGGAAUGCCAACAGUUCCUCCGCCCAUAGCGACAGCCAGCGUGGGCCCACUGAAGAUAUUCGCCAAGAAAAGUCGGGAUCAAGCGCUGAAGGCAAUCAAUUUCAUCGAACGCGAACAGCAGCAGGAGAUCGAGAACUUUGAGGAAACGAAACCCAUCCUGACUGCCACGUACCUCAAGCCGACGCUGGCCGCUCUUCAGAACGAGGCCAAAGGACACACGCACAGCGCGAUGCAUGUUCCGGGACCAACUGGAAUACCUAUGACCAAGGAAUCGUCGACGGAUCCACCAGCGACCGUGAGUGUGGCUGAGUCGCCGGCAUCGAGCACCACCACCGCCGAGCCCGCCAAAGGGUCCGAUGAGUCUGUCGCCACGGGUAUCAUCGCCACGACCACCAGUAUCCUGCAAGUGUACGCUGCCUACGAGACCGGGCUACCCAGUGGGACCUCGUUGAAGCUACGCGUUACACCAAAAACCAGUGCCCGUGAGGUGAUCGACCUCGUCGUGAAACAGCUCAACAUGGCGGUGGUGCUGAAGGGUCGCGACGGUCCCAUCUACACACAGGACCGGUUGGACAACUUCUGCCUGGUGGCCGUGAUAGGAGCCCGGGAACGGUGCUUGCGAGACGAUUUUCGCCCGCUCCAGCUGCAAAACCCCUGGCGCAAGGGACGGUUGUACGUACGCCAGAAGCACGACCUGCUGGCGGCCAUCGAGCAUUCCAAUCGCGAAAUAGCCGACAUCUGA